Molecule: messenger RNA, 3044 nt
Organism: Stegastes partitus (bicolor damselfish)
Lineage: Eukaryota; Metazoa; Chordata; Actinopteri; Pomacentridae
Gene: exoc1
Product: exocyst complex component 1
Exons: 18
Coding region: 95-2746 (883 amino acids)
Biological process (GO): Golgi to plasma membrane transport; exocytosis
Cellular component (GO): exocyst; plasma membrane
Molecular function (GO): phosphatidylinositol-4,5-bisphosphate binding
Source: RefSeq, a predicted model, not a curated record
GCGUGGAUGUCACAUGACCGCUCCGUCUGAGAACCAGGAAGUGGGAGGGCGGCGCUUCGCAGGGCUGGUGGACUGAUAAAUACAAGUUUCCACCAUGACAGCCAUCAAGCAUGCUCUCCAGAGGGACAUCUUCACACCCAAUGACGAGCGUCUUCUCGGCAUUGUUAAUGUCUGCAAAGCCGGGAAGAAAAAGAAGAACUGCUUCCUUUGUGCAACAGUCACCACAGAGAGGCCUGUCCAGGUGAAAGUGGUAAAAGUUAAGAAAUCUGACAAAGGGGACUUCUACAAGCGACAGCAGACCUGGGAGCUCCGAGACCUGACAGAAGUAGACGCCAAAGAUGCAAGCAAGGAAAAUCCUGAAUUCGACCUUCAUUUUGAGAAGGUUUACCGGUGGCUGGCCAGCAGUACGGCUGAAAAAAACUCCUUCAUUUCCUGCAUUUGGAAGCUGAACCAACGUUAUUUGAGGAAGAAGGUGGAGUUUGUGAAUGUCAGUUCUCAGCUGCUGGAAGAGUCAGUGCCAAGCGGUGAGAGCCAGAGUGUUGCCGGGGGCGACGAGGAUGCUCUGGACGAGUACCAGGAGCUCAGCACCCGCGAAGAACAGGACAUUGAGGGCAUGAUGGAGAUGUGCGAGUACGCUAUCUCCAAUGCUGAGGCUUUUGCAGAGAAGCUCUUCAAGGAGCUGCAGGUUCUGGAUGGGGCCAACAUUCAGUCCAUCAUGGCGUCAGAAAAGCAGGUCAACAUCCUGAUGCAGCUGCUGGAUGAGGCGCUGGCAGAGGUGGACACCAUCGAGGGAAAGCUGAGCAGCUAUGAGGAGAUGCUCCAGAGCGUCAAGGAGCAGAUGGACCAGAUCUCACAGAGCAACCGCCUCAUCCAGAUCAGCAACACCAACAACGGCAAACUGCUGGACGAGAUCCAGUUCUUAGUGAACUACAUGGACUUGUCAAAGGGUCACAUCAGGGCCUUGCAGGAGGGAGACCUGACCUCCCCUAAAGGUAUUGAGGCCUGCAUCAACGCCUCUGAAGCUCUUCUGCAGUGCAUGAACGUGGCCCUGCGACCAGGUCACGACAAGCUGAUGGCUGUGAAGCAGCAACAACUUCUCUUCGCUGAACUGAGAGACACCUUUGCUCGCCGCCUCACCAAUCACCUCAACAAUGUGUUUGUUCACCAGGGCCACGACCAGAGCUCCACCCUGUCGCAGCACACAGCUGAGCUGACCCUGCCCAAACACAGCCCCCUCCACAGGGACCUACUGCGCUACGCCAAGCUUAUGGAGUGGCUGAAGAAUACCCACAGGGAGAAGUACGAGGGUCUGUCCAGGACCUAUGUCGAUUAUAUGAGCAGACUAUAUGAGCGAGAAAUUAAAGACUUCUUUGAGGUUGCCAAGAUAAAGAUGGCGGGUACAUCCAAAGAAGCGAAGGGCAAGUUUGGCCUGCAUGGCAGCUCUGGGAAGCUGACAGGCUCUACUUCAAGCCUGAACAAGCUGACGGUACAGGGCUCCAACAGCCGGCGUUCCCAGUCGUCCUCACUGCUGGACAUGGGCAACAUGUCCGCUUCUGACCUGGACGUGGCUGACAGAACCAAGUUCGACAAGAUAUUUGAGCAGGUCCUCAGCGAGCUGGAGCCUCUGUGUCUUGCAGAACAAGACUUCAUCAGCAAGUUCUUUAAGCUGCAGCAGCACCAGACAGUUACACCUCCUCUUGCGCAGCCGGAGAUGGAGGAAUCCGAUGGAGGCACGCCAUCAAGAAUGCCUCCCCAGGCUGAACACAGACACUCCUUGUCAUCAGAGAAAGACAUGGUGCGGCUGAUGAUGAAUAAAAUCUUCCAGAGCAUUGAGACGGAGCUCAACAGCCUCAUCGCUCUGGGUGACAAGAUUGACAGCUUCCACUCUCUGUAUAUGCUGGUGAAGAUGAGUCACCAUGUGUGGACAGCUGAGAACGUUGACCCGGCCUCUUACCUCAGCACAACUUUGGGAAAUGUGCUGGUCACUGUCAAGAGAAACUUUGACAAAUGCAUUUCUGGUCAGAUCAGACAGAUGGAGGAAGUGAAGAUUUCCAAGAAGAGCAAAGUCGGCAUCCUGUCUUUUGUCACCGUGUUUGAGGAGUUUGCUGAACUUGCUGAAACGAUCUUCCGUAACGCAGAGCGCCGAGGCGACCUGGAUAAGGCUUACGUCAAACUUAUCAGGGCCGUCUUCAUGAACGUGGAGAAAGUAGCCAAUGAAAGUCAGAAGACGCCGCGGGAUGUUGUGAUGAUGGAAAAUUUCCACCACAUUUUUUCUACAUUGUCACGUCUGAAGAUUUCCUGCCUGGACGCAGAGAGACGAGAGGCAAAGCACAAAUACACGGACCAUCUGCAGUCUUACGUAAUCAACUCUCUGGGCCAGCCUCUAGAAAAACUCAAUCAUUUCUUCGAAGGAGUUGAAGCACGUGUGGCUCAGGGCGUCCGCGAGGAGGAGGUGAGCUACCAGCUGGCCUUCAACAAGCAAGAGCUGCGCAAAGUUAUCAAAGAGUAUCCAGGCAAAGAGGUGAAAAAGGGACUCGACAACCUCUACAAGAAGGUGGACAAACAUCUGUGUGAAGAGGAAAGUCUGCUACAGGUGGUGUGGCACUCCAUGCAAGACGAGUUCAUCCGUCAGUACAAGCACUUUGAAGACUUGAUAGGAAGAUGCUACCCUGGAUCAGGCAUCACCAUGGAGUUUACCAUCCAAGACAUGUUGGAGUACUUCUCCAGCAUUGCUCAGUCACAUUAGAUUAGCUGCUAUGCACUUUCUUUUCCUAUUGAUUCACUACUGCCUCACGCUGACUGAAGAUACACUAGCAACUACCCUGUAAUGCUUUAUGAAUUAUGAACAUUUCCUCUGUGUGUCUGUGUAAUGUAAUGAAAGGGAUUUGUACAGUUGUCAGAGGUGCAAAUAUGGCUGCGUUGUGCGUGUGCCUACUUUCUUUGUGAUUCAACAACUCUGCUCUAAAUUGUUUGUCAUAUUUUUGUUUUUUCUUUAUGCCAUAUGUACAUAAUAAAUUUGCAGCUGCAGCACCCCUCUAGUAAUA